This is a messenger RNA of Perca flavescens (yellow perch), 4089 nucleotides long. It is a transcript of the gene dgkab, whose product is annotated as diacylglycerol kinase, alpha b. Lineage: Eukaryota; Metazoa; Chordata; Actinopteri; Perciformes; Percidae. Gene Ontology annotation, biological process: phospholipase C-activating G protein-coupled receptor signaling pathway. The transcript is spliced from 25 exons. The coding region runs from base 238 to 2475 and encodes 745 amino acids. The record is from RefSeq and is a predicted model, not a curated record. Gene Ontology annotation, cellular component: plasma membrane. Gene Ontology annotation, molecular function: calcium ion binding; ATP-dependent diacylglycerol kinase activity.
UGUAUGCGUUCACGCGCGAGGCGGUGCCACUCACUGUAAUUAUGUCGCUGAGAGCUCCUCCUCCGCCCAUUUCUUAAUCCCUUAUAUCCGCUAAUACCGUGUCAAACAUUUCCCCACUAAAGCCCCAGCUGCCGUCAACCAACAUAGGCUAUCAAAGUCCCUUUUGUGAAUCUCCGAGUUUGGGACAGCUUUUUAUUUACCUCCGCUGACGUCUGAGGAGAGAGAAAGCUGAUCGGCAUGGCCUCCUCUGACGAUACAGAGGGGUCCUUGACUCCUGUGGAUUUUAUCCAGCUGCAGCAUUACAUGGAAUACAGCAGUUUGAGGGUGAAAGAUGUGAUCAAGGAGUUUCACCCUGGGGGUCGGCUGGCCCAGCACAGCAAUGGAGAGUGCGUCGAUGCAGUGGGUUUCUGUCUCUUUCUCAAGACCUACCUAGAAGUGGAUGACUUCCCUGCAGAUUUCUGCCAACGCCUUUUUCGGUAUUUUCAACAUGUGGAGCAUGGGUCCACAAAGAGCCCUCUGCCCAAAGGAGGUGGGGUCUUUCUUCGUGAUGUGUCCUGUUACUUCUCAGUGCUGGAGGAAGGACAGCCACGGGAGAAGCUUGAAUUUACUUUCAAACUUUAUGAUAAAGACUGCAACCAACUCCUGGACAGCUCAGAGGUGGAUCGUAUAAUCACCCAGAUGAUGCGAGCUGCUGAUUACCUGGGCUGGGACGUGACUGAACUCAGACCAGUGCUCAAAGACAUGAUGACAGCGAUCGAUGUGGAUGGCAGUGGGACUGUCACUCUGGAGGAAUGGGUGAAGGGAGGCAUGACCAACGUGCCUUUACUUGUUCUGCUUGGACUGAAGAUGACAGAAAGGGAUGGACAGCAUAUUUGGAGGAUGAAGCACUUUAACAGGCCGACCUACUGCAAUGUGUGUCAGAGCAUGCUGCUCGGCCUCGGGAAGCAGGGACUCUGCUGCACCUGUUGCAAGUACACCGUCCACAGUCAGUGUGCCAACAAGAAUCCCGAACCCUGCGCUCGUACUUUUGUUAAAUCUAAAUCGACGAUUGGUUGUCGCAACCACAACUCACAAUCUGUGAUGGAUCGCAACAGUGAACUGGCCAAGUUUCGUCAGCUGCUUCCGGAGGUAGCAGCUCACGACUGGAUCAGAGCUGACUGUAACUCCUCCAAGUGUCAGGUCUGCCACAAGAAGAUCAAAACUGUAGCGGGGAAGCGUUGUGUGUGGUGCCAGGAGAUGCGUCAUGAUGAGUGUCUUUUGUCUGGCUUGUCGUCCUGUGAUUGUGGGCCACUUAGAGAUCAUAUACUGCCUCCGUGGGCCAUAUACGCUGUCUCAAAGGAGGAGGACACUAGCUUGUUAAACGUCACACCUGAUGGCCACAUCCUGCAGAUUGUCCCGAUUCCAGACACCCACCCUCUGCUGGUGUUUGUGAACCCAAAAAGUGGAGGAAAGCAGGGUCAACGAGUGCUCAGGAAGUUUCAGUACCUGCUGAACCCACGUCAAGUGUACAACCUUUCCAACGGAGGUCCUGCACCAGGACUACACUUCUUCCGCAACCUGCGUGAGUACAGGAUCUUGGUGUGUGGAGGAGACGGCACCGUUGGGUGGCUACUGGAUGCUAUAGACAAAGAAAACCUGCAGGUGCGUCCUCCAGUAGCUGUCCUGCCUCUGGGCACCGGGAAUGACCUAGCUCGCUGUCUUCGCUGGGGAGGAGGCUACGAUGGGUCAGACUUGAGAGAGAUCCUGAAGGAGAUCGAAGCUAGCCAGUUGGUUCUCAUGGACCGCUGGAGCAUCCAGGUGAUACCAGACGACCCCCAAGAGGCAGGAGACCCUGUGCCCUUCCAGAUCAUUAACAACUACUUCUCUAUUGGAGUGGAUGCCUCUAUCGCUCAUCGCUUCCACUCCAUGAGAGAGAAACACCCCCAGAGAUUCAACAGCAGAAUGAAGAACAAACUUUGGUAUUUUGAGUUUGCGACUACUGAGACCAUAUCUGCGUCUUGCAAGAAGCUGAAGGAGUGUCUAACGAUUGAGUGCUGUGGGAGGACACUGGACCUGAGCAGCAUGUCUCUGGAGGGCAUAGCUGUCCUCAACAUACCCAGCAUGCACGGAGGCUCCAACCUUUGGGGCGAGUCCAAGAAGCCUGAUUGUGUGCCAGAGGUGAAGCACAGUGAGGUUAUCACUGACCCUGACCUUUUAAAAACAAUCUCUCAAGAUAUGAGUGAUGAGCGUUUGGAAGUGGUGGGGCUGGAAGGAGCCAUAGAGAUGGGACAGAUCUACAGUGGACUGAAGAGAGCCGGGCACAGACUGGCACAGACUUACCAAAUUACCAUCAGGACAAUCAAAGCCCUACCCAUGCAAAUUGAUGGGGAGCCCUGGAUGCAGCCUCCAUGUACUAUCCACAUAACUCACAAGAACCAAGCUAAAAUGCUGAUGGCUGCACCAACAAAACCAACUGGCUUCUUUAACCUCAAGUAAAUUAACGCGUCCACUACAUCCUCCAAUCUGCUGAGUCACAACAGAACAUCUAUAUUAUCUUGAAUGACGCAGGAUGAGUAUUUGAAAGAGAGCGUCCAUCGCUGAGUGUGUAACUGUGUGUUUCUAUUAUUAAGUAUUAUUGUGUAUGUCUUUUGCACUUUAAUCCCUGAUAUAAUUCUAAAUAAUUUCAAAGUACAGACAGUUUGCACUCAGGCAGAGACCACACUGACAGGCCAAAUCAAAAGUGCAAAUUGCACUACUCAGUCUGAUCACUGCUAUUGUGUGCCAACUUAAAUGCAAUGCAUCCCUUUGUUUUCUGUAAAUAAAAUAGCAGAGCAUCUUCUACGGUAGACUGAUACAGAAUAUAUUUGCUUAUUGUGUAUGUUGUGAGAGCUUUUUUGUGCUUUAUCAAAUUUACAGUAGUGUUUCAUCUGAGUUUCAUCUGUACUUCCUAAUGCAGCUGGUGAUAAACUUGCUUUUGCCUUCAGAAGCUCACAGCAGCUCACCCUUGUUCAACAACACUAUCCUACCUGUCUGUUCUUGUGUCUUUUACUGUCAGUUUUCAUCCAACUAAAAGAAAAAUGUAUAAUGUAAUAACGUCAGUGUUUUUUUUUACUGUCUCUUAGAUAGGUGGAGAAUUAUUUGAGAAACACUUGACUGAAUAUAAAUGUGGCGACAUAAAGAUUUGAUCCACAGUUAUAACUGAGUCCUGAAAGCGCUGGGCAGGGGGGUUUGAUAGAGAUUUCCCAAAUUUUCCAAGUUCAGUGUAAAAAAACGCAUUCCAUUGAAUUUAAUACAUUAAGGUGCACUGGACAAGAGUUGCGUUAGUUUUCUAGAUGUUGUUGUCCUGUAACUUUGCUGACAAUUUAUGUAUUUGCAUCAUCUUUGUAACAAGAUUCUCCCAUUGCUUAUGCUUCUUAAAACAGUCAAACAAUAUAGAGAAACCUUCAGAAAUCUAAUGAAGUCAGAUAUUUCCCACCUAAUAAUCUAUUUUGUGACUGGAGAAAUGUUGGGUGAAAAUGCUGAUGUUAAGAUUGUGUUUCAGUGAUGUGCAUUAUGUGUCUUCAACCUUCUGGAGUCAGUCUUAUGUUGGAUUUUCAGUGUAUGAAUAUACAUGUAACAUGCUUUUAUUAUUAUUAUUGUAUUAUCUUGUCUUAAUUUUAAAUUUUGUAGUUGUCCUGCAUGUGUUUCGACAAUAUUGCAUAUUCAGUUUCAGUGAGGCUCAUAUGGCAUUGAAUUGUUCUCAGAAAGAAUUACAAUAUGUUGCCCCCAUUACAAGUCACUUUGUUAUAUACUUUCUGACCUAUUUAUAUUUGUGGAAAUAUCACUGUUAGUUGCAGCUGAAUAAUACGCUCUCAAUGGUUUGGUUACACUGGAAUUAUGGAGACUACCAUAAGGUGCUAGUGUUUAUUAUGAGGAUACAGAAAAUGUUCAACGAAAUCUUAAACUUUUAAAGGACAAAAGGCAGCAUAUUCAAAUGUUAACAUGGCCACAUGACUUGCAUACUGCUUAUAAUGUAAAGUAGAACAAUACAAAAAUGUGCCUGUAAAAACAUCUUUAACACAUGUAGGGCACUCCUAAUGCUUAUCUGCCAUAAAGAAAGUUUAUCAACAA